Messenger RNA from Abrus precatorius (Indian licorice), 2525 nucleotides. Its product is annotated as potassium transporter 5-like. Gene Ontology annotation, cellular component: membrane. The transcript is spliced from 8 exons. The coding region runs from base 154 to 2499 and encodes 781 amino acids. The record is from RefSeq and is a predicted model, not a curated record. Gene Ontology annotation, biological process: potassium ion transmembrane transport. Gene Ontology annotation, molecular function: potassium ion transmembrane transporter activity. Lineage: Eukaryota; Viridiplantae; Streptophyta; Magnoliopsida; Fabales; Fabaceae.
UCUUGUUGCUCUCUGGUCGGUGAUCACUAUAUUUGAUCUUGUCAUGUGUACGUGUGACUUGCAUGUAACUUGACAAAGAGAAAAAUAUUCACUGAUUAAAUAUCUGUGCAACUCUUUUUGAGCUUGUUCAUAAUAUAUAGCCUAAUUGUGAAGAUGUCUUCUGAAGUAGGAUUAGUGGGUAUGGAGAACAAUGGAAACAAUAUUGAAAACACAGAGCAGAACAAUCAUCAUGGGCUCACGGGGAAGAAGCUUUCAUGGAAAAAGUUGCCAAGAAAUGAUUCUCUGGACAUGGAAUCUCGUAGCUUCCCUAAAUCCUCUCAUGCCUCUAAAGGGCCAUCGAUGUCGGUGAUUAUGCAUCUAGCGUUUCAAAGCAUCGGAAUUGUCUACGGAGACAUAGGAACAUCACCUUUGUAUGUGUAUGCAAGUACCUUCACGCAUGGCAUAAAGCACAACGAUGACAUUUUGGGUGUUCUUUCUUUGAUCUUUUAUACCAUCACUCUCAUUCCUCUUGUUAAGUACGUAUUCAUUGUCUUACGAGCCAAUGAUAACGGCGAUGGAGGGACUUUCGCUUUGUACUCUUUGAUAUGCCGUUAUGCCAAAGUGGGACUUACUCCAAAUCAACAACUUGAAGAUGCAGAAGUGUCAAAUUAUCAAUUGGAAUUGCCCAAUAAUAACCGGAUAAAGAGAGCCUCAAGGCUUAAGUCUAAGCUUGAGAAAAGCUACUUUGCUAAGCUCUUCCUCUUGCUAGUUACAAUGCUUGGCACUUCUAUGGUCAUUGGGGAUGGUGUUCUCACUCCUUGCAUCUCCGUUUUAUCUGCUGUGGGAGGGAUCAAGGAAGCUGCUUCUUCAGUAACUGAGGGUGAGGUUGUUGGAAUAUCCAUAGGAAUCCUGAUAUGCCUUUUCAUGGUUCAAAGAUUCGGAACUGAUAGAGUAGGAUACAGUUUUGCCCCUAUCAUAUGUGUGUGGUUCACCUUUAUCGGAGGCAUUGGUCUGUACAAUUUUAUCAAAUAUGAUCCAACAGUGGUGAAAGCAAUAAAUCCAAAAUAUAUUGUAGAUUAUUUUAGAAGGAACAAGAAAGAUGCUUGGAUUUCUCUUGGUGGGGUUGUGCUGGCCAUAACAGGAACUGAAGCACUAUUUGCCGAUGUCGGACAUUUCACAGUUCGGUCCAUACAAAUAAGCAUGUGCUCUGUAACAUACCCUGCUCUUGUACUUGCCUACACUGGACAAGCUUCCUUUCUUCGCAAAAACAACCAGCAUGUUCCCGACACUUUCUACAAGUCCAUACCUCAUCCUUUAUAUUGGCCAAUGUUUGUUGUUGCUGUUAUGGCAUCCAUCAUAGCUUCUCAAGCCAUGAUCUCUGGAACUUUCUCCAUUAUUCAACAAUCUCUCUCGCUAGGAUGUUUUCCUCGGGUGAAAAUAGUGCAUACAUCAGCCAAGUAUGAAGGACAAGUUUACAUCCCCGAAAUCAAUUUUAUUCUCAUGAUUGCAUGUGUUGCAGUCACAGCUGGAUUUAAAAACACCACAAAAAUUGGGAAUGCUUAUGGGAUAGCAGUGGUGUUCGUGAUGACACUUACAUCUGCUUUGCUAGUGCUAAUAAUGAUCAUGAUAUGGAAGACCCACAUACUUUUGGUUAUCAGUUAUGUGCUUAUCAUUGGUUCAGUUGAGCUUGUGUAUUUAAGCUCAGUGCUAUACAAAUUCAAAGAAGGAGGGUAUCUUCCUCUUGCCUUUGCUGCAGUGCUAAUGACCAUCAUGUACAUUUGGAAUGAUGUGUAUCGAAGGAAGUACUAUUACGAAUUGGAUCACAAGAUUUCCCCAGAGAAGCUUAAGGAGAUAGCUACUGGCACAAACAUAGUAAGAAUGCAUGGCCUUGCCAUGUUCUAUUCUGAACUUGUUCAAGGCAUACCACCCAUUUUCAAGCAUUAUGUGGAAAAUGUUCCUGCACUGCAUUCUGUACUUGUCUUUGUGUCCAUCAAAUCAUUGCCUAUCAGCAAAGUUCCUAUGGAAGAGAGGUUUCUUUUUCGCCAUGUGGAACAUGAAGAACUCAAUGUGUUCAGGUGUGUUGCUAGAUAUGGAUACACUGAUGUAAGGAAUGAGAAUGAGCCUUUUGAGAAUUUACUGAUUGAAAGGCUAAAGGCAUUUGUUGCUGGUGAAUCUUUUGCAUCCCAGAGAGCAGUGCUAAAGGAUGAAAAAAUUGAAGAAAAAAUGAAUGGUGGGGGUGAUGAUGAGUAUGAUGGGGUAGAAGAAAGUGGUGACAAAGAGAAAGUGGUGGUAGAGAGUGUUGAGAAAGAGGUGGAGGCAAUUGAAAAAGCAGUGAGGGCAGGCAUCGUUCACUUGAUUGGUGAAAGUGAUGUGGUUGCUUGCAAAGGAGCAAGCAUAGGGAAACGGAUUCUCAUAGAUUAUGCUUAUAAUUUUCUGAAAAAGAACUUGAGGCAAAGUGAUAAAGUUUUUUAUGUUCCUCAUAAGCGUAUGGUCAAAGUGGGAAUGACUUAUGAACUUUAGAGAGAAUAGAACAGUGCGUAAAUAAU